AUGAACUCGCUGCUCUUCGGCGAGAUGGCCCGCGCCUUCUCGGCGGGCGCGGCGGCCCCCGGCGGGGCGCCCUGCCCGCUGGGGCCCGGCGGCGGCCCCGGCGGCCCGGCGGCGGCGGCGGCAGCGGCAGCGGCAGCGGGGGGCCCGCCGGUGACGGCGGCGCUGCGCAACGACCUGGGCUCCAACAUCCAUUUGCUGAAGGGGCUCAACGUGCGGUUCCGCUGCUUCCUGGCCAAGGUGCACGAGCUGGAGCGGCGCAACCGGCUGCUGGAGAAGCAGCUGGCGGCGCAGCAGAGCGAGCGCGACCGCCGCCUCCGCUACAAGACCUUCUGCCGCGACCAGGCCGUGCAGACGGACGCCGUGCCCCCGCAGCCCGGCGCCGCCGCCCUCUCGCCGCCGCAGCACUACAGCCGCCUGCCCGGCACCAUCUGGAGCUACACGCAGGUGCGGCGCACGGGCGGCGGCGGCCUGGAGACCCUGCAGGGUCCCGGCGUCUCCUGGAUCCACCCGGACGGCGUCGGCGUCCAGAUCGACACCAUCACCCCCGAGAUCCGCGCUCUCUACAACGUGCUGGCCAAAGUGAAGCGGGAGCGCGACGAGUACAAGAGGAAGUGGGAGGAGGAACUGACUAGAAGAAUGAGUCUGGAAUCUUUGGUAGAAACCUUGCGGGAGGAAGCGCAGGAAGCGGAAGCCCUUCAGGAGGAGUUAAAUGAAAAGAUUGAGAGACUGAAAGCAGAACUUGUUGUCUUUAAGGGUCUGAUGAGUGAUCCCAUGACAGACCUGGACACAAAGAUUCAAGAAAAGGCCAUGAAGGUGGACAUGGACAUCUGUCGGCGAAUCGAUAUCACAGCCAAGCUGUGCGAUGUAGCGCAGCAGCGCAACUCUGAAGACGUUUCCAAGAUAUUCCAGGUGGCUUCCAAGAAGAAAGAACGCAAGCUAACAUCUGAUGACGACCUCUCUGAACAGGAUGGAGAGAAUGGCAGGUUCUCUGACGAUGAGGUCAGCUGUUCUUUGAACAUCACCGAUGAAAUGAAGCGUAUGUUUAAUCAGCUACGUGAGACCUUUGAUUUUGAUGACGACUGUGAUAGUUUAACAUGGGAGGAGAAUGAGGAAACAUUGCUACUCUGGGAAGACUUCACAAAUUGCAAUCCGUCGAUUGACCUCCAAGGAGAGGAGGAAAACCUGGGAAACUUGAUUCACGAAACAGAAUCUUUCUUUAAAACAAGAGACAAAGAAUACCAAGAAACAAUAGGACAAAUAGAGCUGGAACUGGCUACGGCAAAGAGUGACAUGAAUCGCCACCUUCAUGAAUAUAUGGAAAUGUGUAGUAUGAAAAGGGGCCUGGAUGUACAAAUGGAAACCUGUCGUAGACUUAUUAAAGGCUCUGCUGACAGGAAUUCUCCAUCUCCCAGCUCUGUAGCCAGCAGCGACUCAGGAAACACAGAUGAAAUUCAGGACGAGUUGGACAGAGAGGCGGAUGUGGAACCCAUGGUCAGCUGAUACGUAUUUGGAGCAUUCCAGGGAAAGGGAAAAUUUGAGAAAAGAUUAAAAAAACAAUACAUGGAUGGAGGAAAAAAGACUUUUAAGCCCGUGCACAGGGUUUCUAAGGACUCAUUCCUACACGCAUCCCCACCCCACCCAAGGAUUGGUGCUGUAAAUUUCUACUGUUAUACAAAUCAUAAAUGCAGAGUCCUGUAAGAAAACAUGGUGUUUUAAUUGUGCCUUUGCCCCAAGCUGAGCCACUUUGAGCUCCAGUGGAAUACUAAUAGCAGGUGUUUUUAUAAAAAAUAUUAUAAAAAAAAUCUGGCAGCAGCAAAGAUUGGUGCUGCAAAGGCUCUGGGUAUUUCAAUAAGCUUAUGGUUUUAUUGAACUGCUGCACUGAUUGGCAAAAGGAACACUGGCAAAUUGAGAAGCGAAUCCAGGACAAUUAAGGUAUGAUUAAAAAUGUCUGGCAUAAAAAAGAAUGCCUCCAAAUUGAACUGUAAACACUUAAAAAUAAUAGUGGGUUUAGAGAGAGCUUUUAGGAUUAAGCAGCUAUACAGUAUUUAAAGGAAUUUCUUCAUUCCAUCUUUCUGGGUGAAGGAGCUUUUGAGAUCUGCACAAGCUUUCUGCUAAACUCGAGAAUCCGACAAAGCAGGUCUCAGCUCGGUGGCAAAGCGGGUGGCAAAAGGAGGGGUCAGUGGGGUGGGAAUAUCACUGAUAAACUACUAUGCAAAAAAAAGCUCGCCUUAUUUAUAUGGAAUGUUUGGUCCUUGCUGGGCUGCAGUUAUCUCUUGGGGAAAGGAAAGCUAAAACCACAUUUGCACAUGUUAGUUAUCUGUAGAGCUUCCUUUGAGGAGGAAUGUCUUGUUACAAAGCCUUUGUUUCCAGUGAUUGGAUUAUGAGGGGAAUCAGCCCUUCGGUUCCCCCAGUAUUUUCUUUUUUUUUCUUUCUUUUUUUACUGUAAUGUUUGCAGAUUUUACUUUGACUGGGAGAUAACUACAUUUUUUGCUGCUUUCAUGAUGUUUAGAGUGGGAUAGUCAAAGCAUCAGGAUAAACUGACAUGCCAUGCUAUAGAUGUAGGCUUGAGACGGGACUUUGGGAGAGUUCCAGACCACUGUUCUUCAGAGAAGCUGGAAAUCAGAAAAUACUGUAAUCCUUUUUAGGGCGUAGUAAAAUGAAUCCCAAACUACUGCUGUCCUAGAAUUAGGGAAGAAGAGCCAUGUGCUUUCUCUGUGAGAAAGUGAGAAGACCUGGGCUUUAUUUGUCAGUCUCUCUGUAUUUUUGAAACCAGAGAAAGCAGCAUCAGAAGUCUGAUUACUUGGUAACAGAGGGAACUCUGGCAUGAACAGGCUGUUUAUGGUCAUUAAGGGGAGUUGUAGCACCUCAGCCAGGUAAAAACAGGGUGUAAACCUAAGCCAAUACACUUCUCUUGUUGUUAUUUUUUAGGCCCAGGUGGAAAGUACGGUUAAUACUGCCUAAAAGUUACUGUAGAGUUAACUAGCACUUGCAUGACUUGAGUAUAAAUACCAAAUGUAUGGGGUUUUUUUUUCCUGCCAGAAAACUUAGAAACUGUUAUGGAAGGAGCAGUGCUAAGGCUGGACAGGGAAAAACCGGAUUAAAGCACCUUCUCAGUGUUUUGUGGAGCUAAGAUGGCCAACGUUUUAGCUUCCUGAGUUUUGUUUCUAAGCCUCUCCCACUUAUUGAUCUGCGAUCAGUGGGAUUGCUUUGUAAGCAAGCAGCCGGGGCUGACCAGCGUUGCUUCCUUCCUAAAGGGCCCGAGUGUUUCAGUGGAUGAUGGUGCGUUUCCAGGCAGAAGGCGCCUCUCCGUCCUGCCGGGCGAA
Rhea pennata is the source of this 3323-nucleotide messenger RNA. It is a transcript of the gene IFFO2, whose product is annotated as intermediate filament family orphan 2. The transcript is spliced from 9 exons. Lineage: Eukaryota; Metazoa; Chordata; Aves; Rheiformes; Rheidae. The coding region runs from base 1 to 1500 and encodes 499 amino acids. The record is from RefSeq and is a predicted model, not a curated record.